Molecule: messenger RNA, 1656 nt
Organism: Rotaria sp. Silwood2
Lineage: Eukaryota; Metazoa; Rotifera; Eurotatoria; Philodinida; Philodinidae
Source: the annotation of a GenBank genome assembly
AUGUCAAUGUUUAUUAAUGGUCUCAAAUAUAUUGUACCAUGUCAAAGUCGGUUAUCUUCUAAAACUGUAGAACAAAAUGUUAGUGAACAGUAUCAAAGUAUAUCAACAACAAUUAAAAACUAUCUAAGAGAUCAUCGAAUAUCAACUGCCGAUCAACGAAUAAAAGAAGCAUUCCAUGCAUUACAACUUAUUUUACUUGAAUUACAAUCAAAAAAAGUUCCAAUAACACUAGAAAGAAGUGCAAAGCGCGAAAAUAAAAUCGUGCAAAGUAUUCGAAGUCUUUUACGCAACCGAUCAGAUAUUGUUGUACGUCGUACAGAUAAAAGCAAGGUGUUCUAUAUUGGCAAAGCGACUGAUUUAGCACGAAAAGCCGUAGAAUAUAUGUUGAAAACAAAUGCUUAUCAAGAAAUUACAAAUGACCACUGUCCUCUAUCAGACAUGUUAUAUGCUGUGAAAAAAUUACUCACAAGUCUUGUAGCACAAAAAGCUAUUACCAUCCAACAAUUUAAGAAAAUAUCUCCAAAAACAAUCAACUUAGAACUUGGUCAUUAUCAUGGACUACCAAAACCACAUAAGCCUGGUACGCCAUUGCGUCCUAUUAUUGCAUCGAUUCAUGCACCAGCCACAAUAAUAUCGAAAUUUCUGAAUGAUUUAUUAGCACCUAUAUAUUUGCAUAUUGCUCGGGAAAUGACAUUUAUUAAUGGCAUUGAUGUAAUUGGAAAAUUAGAAAAGUACGUUUUGGGUGGUAACUUUCAAGCUACAACAAAAUUUGUCGUAAUUGAUAUGACUGAUCUCUAUACGAUGAUACCACGUGAAGGUGCACUACAUGCAUUGAUACGAUUUUUAGAAAACAAUUCACACCAUGGAAAAAUGGGUACAUUAUCGAUUGAUGCCAUUAUGAGAAUGGCUCGAUUAAUACUGGAUACGAAUUAUUUUGCUUAUGACAAUAAAUAUUAUAGGCAAACUCCUGGUGGUGCUAUGGGUUCAGCAUUUACACAAGUACUUGCGAAUAUCUAUAUGCAUGAAUGGGAGCAAGAUUUGAUCCAAUAUCAAGCAGCACACAAUGGAAUAUAUGGAAGGUACAUCGAUGAUAUAUUCAUGGCAACUAACCAGAAGAUAGCUGCAAUUAAAAUAGAACUCGAAAGAGCUGCCCAAAAAGAUAUCAAUAUUAAAAUUAACUAUCAAAUUGAUACAUGUGUUAACUUUUUGGAUGUUACUCUACUAAAUAUAAAUGGCUACUUAAAAACAACUCUCUAUCACAAAACCACAGCGGAACCUUAUAUAUUGCCAUACACAUCCGAUCAUCCACGACAUGUUCACCGUAAUAUACCAUUUUCUGCUUUAUUACGUGCUGCUCGAUUUUGUUCAGAUGUACAAGAUUUCAACAAAGAACUUAUUCGUAUUGAUAUGUCAUUGUUAUUAAGUAAUUAUCCACCAAAAUUCAUUAAAAAACAAUUCAAUCGAUUCUGCCAGGUUUAUAAUGCAAUGCCAGUUCUCACAGAACUAAAAAGUGAUGUGUAUACUAGACUAAACCAACAAGUAUUGUAUCAACCUACUCAACGCGAAAAGCAACUUCAAACAAUAACACAAGAUCUCAUUCGGUCACCUACUGCACUUCAAGACAAGAUAUGGGAUCUAAACAUUAUGUACCCAUGA